This is a messenger RNA of Ambispora gerdemannii, 573 nucleotides long. Lineage: Eukaryota; Fungi; Glomeromycota; Glomeromycetes; Archaeosporales; Ambisporaceae. The record is from the annotation of a GenBank genome assembly.
AUGUCAGUUGUACACUAUCACAAUAUUAACGACUUACACGAAGAGCAGCUUGAGUUUCAGCAUUCUAAUGCUUUUCAUCAAAUUGAAAUUCAACUGGCUCAACCUUAUCUUUCUCAGCAUCAAAAAGAGAUUGACAUGGCUUCCGAUAUUUUGAAUCAGCCACUCACUUUCACUGAAUUUCUCACCGAUAAUAAUACCAAACUAAUAAAAAUUGAAUUUUCUGAUUCGAUCGAUUCGAUAUACACGAGAAGUUUGUCGGUCGAUAGUAAUUGUUGUUCGGAUCUCGCUGAAUUUUACAGUCAUCCUGCAAGUUUGCCAACUGGAGUUCUUACACCUAUCGCUUCUCCGAUUGAUCAAUCUCCAAUCAUAUCUUCUUGUGGAUUACCUCAAACACCACCACAAGACUAUCAUCAACUUCACACUUUUUCGCAACAUUUCCAUCAAAUUCUUUGUAAUGAAGAACAAUCUCAACAAACAAAUGAAUUCACGACAGAAUCUACCAUCACGAAUGCUAAUCGUUCCACUGUUCUUAUCCGCAUUGUACGAAACGCUUCUCACGAUCUGACAAUUUGA